Molecule: messenger RNA, 1368 nt
Organism: Fusarium coffeatum
Lineage: Eukaryota; Fungi; Ascomycota; Sordariomycetes; Hypocreales; Nectriaceae
Exons: 6
Coding region: 1-1368 (455 amino acids)
Biological process (GO): poly(A)+ mRNA export from nucleus; post-transcriptional tethering of RNA polymerase II gene DNA at nuclear periphery; transcription elongation by RNA polymerase II
Cellular component (GO): transcription export complex 2
Molecular function (GO): RNA binding; double-stranded DNA binding
Source: RefSeq, a predicted model, not a curated record
AUGAACACUACAUUCGAACAGUUUGCCGAGGCUCACUCACAACGGAAUGGUUAUAAACUUGCGCAGACGCUCUCACCUGUUCCUCCAGCAGAUGACCCUCACCGCUUGAUGGCAGUAUGGCGUAGCACGAAUUCUCACAGUGUCAAAGGCGACAUCAAACACUUUAUCAAGUCCAACACAGCUCAUCGACGGAAAAUCGAUCACGAUGAGACAACGGGCUGGGUUGAGGUCUACACCUCGUACUGGAAAGCUGUUGCUGAAAUCUUGGCGGGGGAGAGCGGCAAGUCUACAUGGACAAAAGUGUACGAGGCAUGGAAAGAACUGACCUCAGUACUUAUCCGUGGUUAUAACUCACACGGAUUCGAAGCAUGGACAAUCCCAUCCCUAUAUAUGGUGGGAAAGUAUCUUCGGUUAUUUGCGAUUAAGUCCGACGAGGAGCGUCGGGCCAAAGCCUUUGAUACUGGUCCUGGAGCUUCCUUGAUAUCAGAUGAUUUUGAUCCCGAAACAGACAAACAACUUCAAUUAAGAGACUGCGAGGGACAUCUCAAGCGUAUCUUUUCACUGUGUUUGAAUGACAGAGCGCCACUCGAAGAGUCAAGGAAAUGGGGAAUCUACUUUGUUAUCAACCUCCUUUUCAAGACUUACUUCAAGCUGAACUCUGCCUCAUUGUCGAGAACGAUUCUCAAGACGUUGGCUGUGUACAAUGACAAAGGAGACAUGCCGCCACUGGAAUCGUUCCCAAAAUCUCAGCGAGUGACCUUCAAGUUUUAUGAGGGUGUCUUGCUCUUCCUUGAGGAAAACUACCUCAAGGCUGAGUCUCACCUCAACGAAGCAUGGCAACUAUGCCAUAAAGACGCUUACGCGCAAUCAGAACGAAUCCUCACCUACCUCAUUCCUUGCCGUCUCCUUACCAGCCACGUCCUCCCCACGAAAGCCCUCCUCGAGAAUUACCCGCGACUGCAGGACCUCUUCCUCCCUCUCGCUACUUGCAUUAAAUCCGGCAACCUUCAGGCCUUUGACCAGGCUCUGCAGCAUGGCGAAGCUGAAUUUGUCAAGCGACGUAUUUAUCUUACCCUUGAAAGAGGUCGAGAUAUCGCCUUGCGUAACCUCCUUCGUAAGGUCUUCAUCGCUGGUGGAUUUGAUGAGCCAAAAGAUGGUGACGCCGCCCCGGUCCGUCGUACAAGAGUUCCCGUUGCCGAGUUUCAAGCUGCUAUUAGUAUGGGCAGCGGUCACUUGGUCGAUCCAGAUGAGGUUGAGUGUAUGCUGGCCAAUAUGAUUUACAAGGAUCUUAUGAAAGGGUAUAUCGCAAGAGAACGAGGUAUCGUGGUACUGUCCAAAAAGGGAGCUUUCCCCGGCACAGGACUGUGA